This is a messenger RNA of Girardinichthys multiradiatus, 1754 nucleotides long. It is a transcript of the gene eef1a1l2, whose product is annotated as eukaryotic translation elongation factor 1 alpha 1, like 2. Lineage: Eukaryota; Metazoa; Chordata; Actinopteri; Cyprinodontiformes; Goodeidae. The record is from RefSeq and is a predicted model, not a curated record. Gene Ontology annotation, biological process: translational elongation; translation. Gene Ontology annotation, molecular function: GTP binding; GTPase activity; translation elongation factor activity. The transcript is spliced from 8 exons. Bases 129 to 1517 code for a protein of 462 amino acids.
UAUUUUAGUCCCAAGGAGCAGCACAGCCCUCCCUGUCUGCAGUAUAAAGCCUCUGCUCAGAGCAGGUUCGGUCCUUUUUGUCUCUCUAACUCUGGCUUCUUGGCUGCUGGACUAAGCCGGUGAAGAAAAUGGGAAAAGAAAAGAUCCACAUCAACAUCGUGGUCAUCGGCCAUGUCGACUCCGGAAAAUCCACCACCACCGGCCACCUGAUCUACAAGUGCGGAGGAAUCGACAAGAGAACCAUCGAGAAGUUCGAAAAGGAGGCCGCUGAGAUGGGAAAAGGCUCCUUCAAGUAUGCCUGGGUGUUGGACAAACUGAAGGCCGAGCGUGAGCGUGGUAUCACCAUCGACAUUGCUCUGUGGAAGUUUGAGACCAGCAAGUACUACGUGACCAUCAUUGAUGCUCCUGGACACAGGGACUUCAUCAAGAACAUGAUCACUGGCACCUCCCAGGCUGACUGUGCUGUCCUGAUUGUUGCUGCUGGUGUUGGUGAGUUUGAGGCUGGUAUCUCCAAGAACGGCCAGACCCGUGAGCACGCCCUGUUGGCCUACACCCUGGGUGUGAAGCAGCUCAUCGUUGGUGUCAACAAGAUGGACUCCACCGAGCCCCCUUACAGCCAGAAGAGAUUCGAGGAGAUCACCAAGGAAGUGAGCACCUACAUCAAGAAGAUUGGGUACAAUCCUGCCACCGUGGCCUUCGUCCCCAUCUCUGGAUGGCACGGAGACAACAUGUUGGAGGCCAGCGACAAGAUGAGCUGGUUCAAAGGUUGGAAGGUUGAACGUAAGGAGGGCGGAGCCACAGGUGUUACCCUGCUGGAGGCCCUGGACUCCAUCUUGCCCCCCAGCCGUCCCACAGACAAGCCCCUCCGUCUGCCGCUGCAGGACGUCUACAAGAUCGGCGGUAUCGGAACCGUCCCCGUUGGCCGUGUUGAGACUGGUAUCCUGAAGCCCGGCAUGGUCGUCACCUUCGCUCCUCCCAACCUGACCACUGAGGUGAAGUCUGUGGAGAUGCACCACGAAUCUCUGCCUGAAGCUCUGCCCGGCGACAAUGUCGGCUUCAACGUCAAGAACAUUUCCGUGAAAGAAAUUCGCCGUGGGAACGUGGCCGGAGACAGCAAGAACGACCCACCCCUGGCUGCAGAGAACUUCACCGCUCAGGUCAUCAUCCUGAACCACCCCGGUCAGAUCGCCCAGGGCUACGCCCCCGUUCUGGACUGCCACACCGCUCACAUCGCCUGCAAGUUCAGUGAGCUCAAGGAGAAGAUCGACCGCCGUUCCGGUAAGAAGCUGGAAGACAACCCCAAGGCUCUGAAGUCCGGAGACGCCGCCAUCAUCAACAUGGUGCCUGGGAAACCCAUGUGUGUGGAGAGCUUCGCCCAGUAUCCCCCACUGGGCCGCUUUGCUGUCCGCGACAUGAGGCAGACGGUGGCCGUCGGUGUCAUCAAGACCGUCGAGAAGAAAGCCCCCUCUGGCGGAAAGGUCACCAAGUCUGCACAGAAGGCCGACAAGAAGAAAUGAAUCUUCAUGCAAGACGUCCAGCAGAAAGUGGUGUCUCAGCAGCAGCCAGGCGCCCCGUCUCCUCCUCACCCUCAGCACCCAGCGCCUGCUUCUCUGAGGCCCAGAUCUUUACUCAAGGACUGGCUUAUGCUGAUUAAAGCCCAUCGAAAAAAUUUCCGCAGGAAAGGAGGCUUCUUUGCCUUCAACUGGGAGCUCUGGUGUUAACUGGGAUGAAACAAUAAAAAUAUCAGAAUCAAG